UCCUGGACUUGCAGCGGCUUAGCUCAGUUGCGUGUUGGAUAUCAGCGGGUGAAGAUAGAAUAUGGCAAAAGGCAGAGUGCUUCUCACGUUGGUGGCUUAUCUUGUGGCUCUAAACCACUCGAUCCUUGGACAAGGUUGCCAGGAUAACAGUCAAAAUGAGCUGGAAGCUCAAUUUGAAAUCAUGGAAAACCAAAUAACAACGCUGAGCGAAGCCGUGAAAAAUGCCGCUUUCUCUAUAAUGGCAAUGGAAAAAACGUUCCAUGAGCUGAAGAUCAAAAUGGCAACUAUGAACACAACUAACGAGUCCACCGAUGGGUCAAAUAAAUGCUCCAAAGAGGACUUGUUCCAGUGGCUUGAGGAAUACUUGAACAACCAAAAAGUCAAUGAAACUGCCUGCACACCACCUCCUGAUGGUGGCGAUUCAAACACUGGCGAUAAAGGAGAUGUGGUUUCAGUGAUUUAUUCCUGCCGGGAAGCCAACAAAACUGGUAUUUAUACACUAAAGUUGAAUGACACGGAUGAGGUGUUUCAAGUGCUUUGUGUAACGGACUAUGAAAACGGUGGAUGGUUGGUGAUUCAGAAUAGAUUCAACGGAUCAGUAGAUUUCUACCGCAAUUGGAGUGACUACAAGAUCGGGUUCGGCGAUAUCAACGGGGAAUUUUGGUUAGGAAACGAUAAAAUACAUAAGCUGACCAAAGCCAAGGCACGAGAUAUACGCUUCCUCCUAUCGGAUUGGGAUGACAAAGUGGCCGUUGCAAAGUAUGCAGCCUUCCAGAUUGGCGAUGAAAAUCAAAAAUACUUCCUCAGAAGUCUUGGACAGUACAGUGGAACUGCCGGUGAUUCUCUCUCGAGAAAUGUCAACUCGAAGUUUACUACGCGUGACGCGGAUAAUGACUCCAGUGACGCAAACUGUGCUAAUUUGUAUUUCGGUGGCUGGUGGUAUGACAAUUGUCAUUUGGCGAAUCUGAACGGAAAAUAUGUGAAGGGGGCGAUUAGCGAGUACGCGACCAUGAUGUGUUGGAAUUCAUUCAAAGGAUUCUACUAUGGGUUGAAAACAUCGAGGAUAAUGAUUCAAUUUUGAUGUUGUGAUUACUUACGAAUGAUAAACUCAGAUUUUUUUGUUAAUGACUGAAAUGUGAUAAUAUAACAAAAUUUAUAAAUCAA
Molecule: messenger RNA, 1164 nt
Organism: Toxorhynchites rutilus septentrionalis
Lineage: Eukaryota; Metazoa; Arthropoda; Insecta; Diptera; Culicidae
Product: ficolin-2-like
Exons: 4
Coding region: 62-1081 (339 amino acids)
Source: RefSeq, a predicted model, not a curated record